This is a messenger RNA of Spirodela intermedia, 706 nucleotides long. The record is from the annotation of a GenBank genome assembly. NCBI's taxonomy places the organism in Eukaryota, Viridiplantae, Streptophyta, Magnoliopsida, Alismatales, Araceae.
AUGUGGGGCGUGUGUCAGGGAGCUUCAUCCUCAGGUCCAUGCAGCAAGAGGAGGCUCUUCAUCGCAUCUGGUACACUCUCAGGAGGUGGCGACUCAUCUCUUGGCGGAUCGUCCUCUUCUCGACGACAACUUAUUUGUCGAUCAAUCAGAGAUGAUUUACUUGAUGGAUUGCAAUCCUUUUAUCACGAAUCAUUCAGUAAUUUUAGUAGCAAUGCUCCGCGAAUCGUGUUGAUGAGAUUUUCGCCGAUGAUCCAGCGAUUCUCGUUGCUUAAUCCUUCACUAACGAUAUGUAGGAAAGUCGCGAUAAUCAGAUAAAAAUAUAUGAAUUUUGACUCUGGGAGGAUUCAAACCCUCACCGGUCACCCCACAUUUGAGGAAGGUGUGACGUGGGUUUAGUCCCACAUCAGUUGUGCGUCGAUUUUUCGGACGAAUAUAUAGUAAUGUUAGCUUUAUAAGCAAAGUCACUACUCUUACGUGUAUGACCACUCCUUGCCCCACAAUCGGCUGGCCAUUGGUGACGUGGAAGGGGAGUGGCGCAUAUGUUCCCCUAUUUAUCAGUCCAAGCCAAGCCACUCGAGCCCUUACUUGCGGCUACUCCCCGACUACGCUUCCAACCCGUUUGUGGGCCCAGUUGGCUGAUGAGUCCCCCCAUUUUGCAAUAUUUUUUAUUUUUUAUUCUUUAUUUAUCUCAAAAGUAAGACUGUAA